AUGUCUGCCGCACCUGCUGCUUCCGCCGUGCCCGCCGGCGUCGACCCGGAUGCGCCCGCCCCCUCGGCCGUCUCCAACCGGCCAGAUGUCAACCGCGAGGCCCACUCGUUCUCGCGCGCCCAGCUCGAGGCGCUCAUGACCAAGCGCUUCUUCUACAUCCAGGCCUUUGAGAUCUACGGCGGUGUCGGCGGCCUGUACGACUACGGCCCCACCGGCGCAGCGCUCCAGGCCAACAUCAUCAACCAGUGGCGCAACCACUUUAUCAUCGAGGAGGAGAUGCUCGAGCUCGACACCACCAUCAUGACGCUCGCCGACGUCCUCAAGACGUCCGGCCACGUCGACAAGUUCGCGGACUGGAUGUGCAAGGACGUCAAGAACGGAGACAUCUUCCGCGCUGACCACCUCGUCGAGGGCGUGCUCGAGGCGCGGCUCGAGGGAGACAAGGUCGCCCGCGGCGCCGCCGUCGCCGUCGAGGCCGUCCCCGCCGAGGACGCAAAGAAGAGCAAGAAGAAGAAGGUCAAGACGGCCGCCGUCAAGCUCGAGGACGCCGUCGUCGAAGAGUACACCACGAUCCUCGCCCAGAUCGACAACUUCGACGGCAAGCAGCUCGGCGAGCUCAUCAAAAAGUACGACAUCCGCGCGCCCGAGUCGGGCAACGAGGUGUCGCAGCCCAUCGAGUUCAACCUGAUGUUUGAGUCGUCGAUCGGCCCCACGGGCCAGGUCAAGGGCUACCUGCGCCCCGAGACGGCGCAGGGCCACUUUGUCAACUUCCAGCGCCUGCUCGAGUUCAACAACGGCCGCGUCCCCUUUGCCUCGGCCCAGAUUGGCAAGUCGUUCCGCAACGAGAUCAGCCCGCGCGCCGGCCUGCUGCGCGUUCGCGAAUUCACCAUGGCCGAGAUCGAGCACUUUGUCGACCCCGAGGACAAGUCGCACGAGCGCUUCGACGAGGUGCGCGACAUUGCGCUGCCGCUCCUGCCCAAGGACGUCCAGGAGUCGGGCAAGACCGACAUCACCACCAAGACGAUUGGCGACGCCGUCGCCUCGGGCAUGGUCGACAACCAGACGCUCGGCUACUUCCUCGGCCGCAUCUACCUCUUCCUCACCAAGAUCGGCAUCGACCCCAAGCGCCUCCGCUUCCGCCAGCACAUGGGCAACGAGAUGGCCCACUACGCCUCCGACUGCUGGGACGCCGAGAUCCACACCAGCUACGGCUGGAUCGAGUGCGUCGGAUGCGCCGACCGCUCCGCCUACGACCUGACGGUCCACUCCCGAAAGACGAAAAAGGACCUCGUCGUCCAGAAGGCGCACCGCGAGCCCAAGGUCUACGACCGCCUUGUGGCCGAGGUGGUCAAGAAGACGAUCGGCCCGCGCUUCAAGAAAGACGCCAAGAUGGUCGAAGAGGCCAUCCUCGAGAUGGACCAGAAGGCGCUCGCCGACCUGCAGAGCCAGCUGAAGAACGGCAAGGCCGAGCUCAAGAUCUGCACGGGCCAGACCUUUGAGCUGACGCCCGACGUCGUCAGCGUCGAGAUGAAGACGAUCCGCGAGACGGUGCGCGAGUUUACGCCCAACGUCAUCGAGCCGUCGUUUGGCAUCGGCCGCAUCUUCUACUCGCUCCUCGAGCACAGCUUCUGGGCGCGCGCCGAGGAUGUCGACCGCGGCGUGCUGUCGCUGCCCCCGCUCGUGGCGCCCAUCAAGGCGCUCAUUGUCCCCAUCUCGAGCAACGAGAAGCUGGCGCCGCUCGUCAAGCAGGUGUCGCGCAAGCUGCGCUCGGCGGGCGUGGCGAGCCGCGUCGACGACUCGAGCGCCACCAUCGGACGGAGGUAUGCGCGCAACGACGAGCUCGGCACGCCGUUUGCGUGCACCCUCGACUUUGCCUCGCUCAGCAAGGGCACCAUGACGCUCCGCGAGCGCGACACGACGGCGCAGCGCAUCGGGCCCAUCGACCAGGUCAUCGAGGUCAUCCGCAGGCUCUGCGACGGCAGCCUUACCUGGGAGGGCGCCUGCAAGGAGCUGCCCGAGUACAGCGGACAGCAGGACGUCGACGAAUAG
This is a messenger RNA of Pseudozyma flocculosa PF-1, 2049 nucleotides long. RefSeq lists its product as uncharacterized. The record is from RefSeq and is a predicted model, not a curated record. The coding region runs from base 1 to 2049 and encodes 682 amino acids. The transcript has a single exon. Gene Ontology annotation, biological process: mitochondrial glycyl-tRNA aminoacylation. Gene Ontology annotation, cellular component: mitochondrion; cytoplasm. Gene Ontology annotation, molecular function: glycine-tRNA ligase activity; ATP binding. NCBI's taxonomy places the organism in Eukaryota, Fungi, Basidiomycota, Ustilaginomycetes, Ustilaginales, Ustilaginaceae.